Molecule: messenger RNA, 2184 nt
Organism: Chilo suppressalis (striped riceborer)
Lineage: Eukaryota; Metazoa; Arthropoda; Insecta; Lepidoptera; Crambidae
Source: the annotation of a GenBank genome assembly
AUGGACUGUACAAAAUCUAUGAAAGCGAAAACUAUUGCAGAACUUUUGCCUGGUCUUAGACCCGGAAUACUUUCAAAAGAUGCUAUGCAAACUAUACAAACGACUGCAAAAAAACAGCCCCGACCAACAAUGGCCCAAACUAGAACUACAGAGAAAGUACUAAAGCCACUAACGAUAGCAGAAAUGAGAGCUGAAAUUCAAGCUUUGAAAAUGCAGUCACCACAUAAGUUUGCACAAAAUUUACCAUCAAAUAAAAAGAAAACUUGGAACUCUUCUGUGAAAAUCGACAAAAAAAUAAGCCAUACUGCCAAUGGUAAUUUGAAAAAUAAUCCUGUAAGAAAAGUGCUGAAUUUUCAACCCAAAGCAAAAGUUCCUGUAAACUCUAGAGUUACAAUAAAUCCACCUAAUCCUGAGACUCCCAAGUUUCCUAAACCAGAGUUACGAGCCAAAAAAUCCCUACUUCAAGCACGUAAUGUUGUAAGGAUCAGUGGAGUAUGCAACAUACCUGAAACACCAAAUGUUGUAAAGAACCCUAAACAAAACAGAAUGACAAUCGCCAAUAAAGAGAAUAUAUCCAACCAUGCAAAUUUGGGUAGAAAAUCAUUUGUGCCCCCAAAAAUCAUCAAGCACCAACUUAUUAUACCUUCUGUGCCAGAUACUCCUUUAUCAAAUGAGUCCUGGAAGUCAAGCUGUGAUGCAAGUUUUCUACAAAACGAAAAAGAAAUUCACGAUAUAGAAGAGAAAGUUAAGGCCAUAACAGAAGAACAAACAUUGGAAAACAUCGCUGAGGUUACACCACCGGUUUCAACACCUUUCAAGGAGUACAGAAAUGUUCAAGAAUAUUUUAACAACUCCAGUGAACUUGAAAGUUCAGCUUUAUAUAAUGAUAACACUAUUAUGUGUUUUGAUAAACCAUUGUCAGACAAAGGCACUAAUGGAAGAGAUGAAAGUGUCAUUGUAUCGUUAUGUGAUUUACUCAAUAAAGUUAAAGUCAGAAAUUCAGAGAAAAGUAACACAGAACUAGAAGAUUUAUUAGAAGUGGAAAAGCAAACAGAACAAGCCAUCAAAAUGAUUGACAAUGGUUUUCAGAUAUUAAGUAAUAUAAAAAAAUCACAAUUGAAAUCUUUGCAGUAUGUGAGAAAAUUAAUUGCUGAUAAGAAAAAUGUUCAACAGCUUCUUGGCAAUGAGCAUGAUGAAACAUUAGUGAACAAAGAUAAUGUGACUCCUAAAGUGGUAAAGGAAGAAAGAAAAAGUCCUGAAAAGAGUCCGAUACUAGGGAAACCGUGUUCUGUUAUUAAAUCCCCUUUAAAAUCUCCAUCAUACAAAAUACCUAAAAAGAACCUAUGUUUAAGAAAAAAAGUAUUUCACAAAUCCAUGCCAAAUAUACAAACUCCUAAUAAAGACAAUGAGAGCCGAGCUUUAAACAUGUACAUGAAAAUGAAAGAACAAAUGAAUUUUUUGAACACUCCUCUUGUAAAACAUACUAACAUCGGGUUGCCAGAUACACCUGCAGUCACAUCUCAUAAUUUACAAAGGCAAUUAGAUAAAUUAUAUGGUGAAAUUGGCCUUCUACCUUUAUGUUGUACAUUGCAUAAACGUUAUAGUAUUGCUUUAAACAAAUUAGUUAAAAUGGCUUUGUCUAAACCUAUCAUGUCGUUACUAACAUCUUAUUUGCAAAAUUUGUAUUUGUAUCCUGUUCGGACCAAAUCCCUUACAAGCUGCGCACUCGGCACAACGGCAAGCAUCGCUUCUCAAUUAAUGGCUGGAGAUUCAUUCAGGCUUGAUCCAGUACUAGCAUUUGGUUUCUAUGGAUUACUGUUCGGCGGAUCCAUACCGCACUAUUUCUACGACUUUUUAGAACGGUUAUUCCCAGAGGAGGUAGUAGCAUUCCCGUUGGCAAAGAAAUUGAUAUUCGAGAGAUUAGUGUUUGCUCCUUUCAUGCAAGCUUUCUCUCUUUAUACAUUGGCCAGGUUUGAAGGUAAAAACCACGCAGCCGCAACGAAGCAACUCUCCGCUCUCUUCGUACCUGUACUCAAGGCGAAUUGGCAGUGGUUAACGCUAUUCCAAAUAAUAAAUUUAGCGUUUGUUCCGCCAAUGUUGCGAGUUCUCUUCAUGAACUUCGUCGGUUUAGGCUGGGCGAUAUUCUUAGCCAAUAAAAGACGUCAAAAUCAAAAGAAGCAAUAA